Ambispora leptoticha is the source of this 1011-nucleotide messenger RNA. Lineage: Eukaryota; Fungi; Glomeromycota; Glomeromycetes; Archaeosporales; Ambisporaceae. The record is from the annotation of a GenBank genome assembly.
AUGGAAUACGCGACUGAAGAUAUGAAUAAAAAUCCUGAUAUUUAUAAUAACAGCUUUAUUGGAAAUUAUACCACAAAAGAAAUUUCAAAUAUUAGUGGCAUAAAUAAUAAUAAUAGCCUUGGCAAUAAAAAUGACAAUGAAACAAAUCCUAAUAAAAAACUGCUAAAUGAAACAGAAGUUGAUACUUUGAAAAAAUAUGUUAAAUACGCGGCCGCUAGUUACUGUUCUCAAUCUCAUUUGGAAACUUGGUCGUGUGGAAAUCGAUGUGUUGGCAAUGUCACUGUUGAAUCGAUAUUUCAUGAUGGUAAAAAAGGUGCAUUUGGUUUUCUUGGUGUGGACCGGGAGGCAAAAGAGAUUAUUGUCGGAUUUCGGGGAACGCAUGAGUGGGUAAGUUGGUUAUACAAUUUAAGAUAUUUACAGCUUGAUUACGAAUAUCCAAAUUCAGAAGGCGCUUUAGUUCACGGUGGCUUUUAUCAAAUCUACGAUCGCGUCAGGGAAAGUCUAUUAUGGAGAAUACAAUGGAUGUUAAACAGAGCUGAGAACUCAUGUCGUGGUUAUAAUUUGAUAAUUAGUGGCCAUUCCUUGGGUGGCGUAUUAGCAAUAUUUCUAGGGUUAGAUGUGAAGAGAUAUAUUUUAGAUCCAAUUCUUGAAGAAAAUACAAUUGGUGUGCCAUUUGAUAUUCGGAUAACGACAAUUGGUGAACCACGUGUUGGCAAUGAUAAAUUUGCCAAACUAGUGGAAUCUGAAUUUUCGAAAGGGAGUCAAAAUCAUAUUAUUUCAAGAAUCACGCAUCGAAAUGACGUAAUCCCACAUUUACCACCACAUAAAGUUGGAUUUAUACACCAUCGACACGAAAUUUGGUCUAAAAGUAAACAAGAAAACUUUUAUUGUAAUGACGAAAAGGUGGAAGAUGAACCCGUUGAAGAUAAGGAAUGUUUGAUGGGUUCGAAAGUUUUUGAUAUAGUUCCUCAUCUUUUCAUUUGGGAUAUUUAUUUUGAUUCUUUUUGUUGA